UUCGCGUCUACGUCAUUGCUAUCUGAACCCGCGUACCUGAAUCUUGACUCCCACCCAUGCGCCACGUUACCACCUAUCACUCUUCCAUACCAAGAAAUCUACCUGAAGCCCCGCUAGAAGUUACUUCGUACCUAAGUUCCAGACAACCGUAUCUCUAGAUUUCGGUCCAUCAAGCGCCUGUGCAUCAUGGCAUCUUCCGUAGACUAUUACAAAGUUCUCGAAAUCGACGUCAAAGCCUCGCAACAGCAAAUCCGCGAUGCCUACAAAAAAGCCGCACUAAAGCACCACCCGGACCGCGUGCCCUCAGACUCGCCCGAGCGCGCAAGCCGCACAAAGCGCUUCCAGCAAAUCAACGACGCAUACUACACGCUCUCGGACGCCACGCGCCGCCGCGACUACGACGCUGCUCGCACAUACAACAGCUUCACAGGCACCACGGCAACGCCCGAGCCGGAAUUUGACGAGGAGAUACCUCACAAUGCCAACGCCAACGCGGGUGCCGGUACAGGAUUCGCCCAAGGCUUCCCCUGGUCUGCAUUCGGCUUCGGAUCCGCGCCAGCAGGCACAACGGAAGAAUCGCACAACCGCUUCUCUGAAGAGCAGUUCGGCGGCAUCUUUGAAGAGAUGCUGCGCGAAGAGGGCAUGGCGGAUGCAGAGGCGCAUCCUACAGGCAAGUUCUGGAGUUUAGUCGGCGGGCUGAGUGGCGGUGCCAUGGGAUUCAUUGUGGCUAAUUUUCCCGGUAUGGUGGCUGGCGCUGUCGCGGGGAAUCGGUUGGGCGCGGUGAGGGAUGCCAAGGGUAAGAGUGUUUAUGCCGUCUUUCAGGAGAUGCCGCAGGCGGAUAAGGCGAGGUUGUUGAGUAGCCUUGCGGCUAAGGUGUUUGCUAAUGUAGUUUCUGCCUAAGGGGGAGAUUGCGAGGUUGGGCUUUUGGGAGGGUUUGGGCGCGAACAUGGACGAGCCUUAAUCUAUCAUGAAUAGAUGAUGAUGAUGAUGGGAUAUCCUGAACAAGGGAAAUGAUUUCUGGCCCUUUUUUUUUCCUUAUAUUUGUUCUUAGGUUGGAUCUUGGGAUACGAAUAUGACAUGACAUUUUGA
Bipolaris maydis ATCC 48331 is the source of this 1089-nucleotide messenger RNA. Its product is annotated as DnaJ domain-containing protein. NCBI's taxonomy places the organism in Eukaryota, Fungi, Ascomycota, Dothideomycetes, Pleosporales, Pleosporaceae. The record is from RefSeq and is a predicted model, not a curated record.